CUUUGACCCAGCUAUAUCACAAUUUCAAUAUUAAACCUGAAUGUUUACUCUUGGUCUCACUGUGUAUUAACUUCUUCAUAGAUAUUCCUGUCUGCAAGUAACAUUGUUAAAUUGUUUUGUCGGUUAUUGGAUUAACUACAAGAAUGGUGGAGUAAUAAUUUUAUUCUGGAGUAAGAAAGUACAUUGAUGUACUAAUCCAAUCAGUAUGAGUUCAUCAUGAUCUUCAGUCACUUACUGCAGUCUACUAGGCUCUAAAGUGCAUUUGUCAAUACUCAGCAGCUACGAAGCCAGUGCAAUAUUAAUCAAGUAUUGCAAAACUCACAAAACACACUGGAACUAUGUCAUUGCUUUAUAACCUAUUAAGAACAAUUAUAAAUAUUCCUGGAUGGUUAUGUGUGCUUCUCCUGGGAGCAUUCACGUGGACAAUAUGGCGGUACAUUCACCCAUGGGGUUCAUCUCAUUUACCUCCAGGUCGAGCUCCAUGGCCCCUCCUGGGAAAUAUAUCCCUCAGGCUGAACAAAACUAAUGAGAGGAGACUAUGGGAGACAUCUAUAGAUCUAAGGAGUUACACUAUCAGCCAGUGGCUGGGACCCAUGUAUAUGAUUGUCCUACAUAGGUAUGAAGACAUCAAAGAAGCAUUUUCAAAGGAUGAGUUUUCUGGACGAAAUGAAUCACUAUUCAAAGGCCCUUUGAAUAAAUAUGUUUUCAGUGGACUGUUCAAUGUUGAAGGCCCUCGGUGGGAAGAACAAAGAAAAUUCACAAUAACAACCCUUAAAGAAUUUGGACUUGGUAGGAAUAGAAUCGAACAAACAAUACAGAAGGAAUUCCUUGAAUUGUCAAAAGAAAUAGCCAAACAUAAUGGAGAGGCCUUUGAUAUGAAACACUUACUCAACACAUGUGUGUCCAAUAUAAUUUGCUCAAUGGUAUUUGGUCACCGGUUCAACUACACAGAUAAAACAUUCCAAAGAAUGAUGAAUCUUAUGGGAGAGAACACAGUCAACUUCAGAAGGGCUAUCAUUGGAUCAAUGAUUCCUGGCUCAAGAUUUAUUCCAGGUGAUCCAUUCUGUAUCAAGAAACUCAAAGCAAACAUAGAUGAAAUAAGAAGGAUGGUAAUUGUGCCUGAAUUGAAGGCACAUAUGGAGAACUAUGACCCUAACAGUGUGAAUGAUUAUAUAGAUGCUUUCAUAAAACAAAUGAGGAAGCCCCAAAGUGAGGAAACAGAGACCUGGUUUACAGAAGACCAACUACAGUGGAACAUAGAGGACCUGUUUGCAGCAGGUACUGAGACAACUGCUACAAGUUUAAGGUGGGUAUUCCUGUGCAUGUUACAUUAUCCAGAUGUACAAACCAAGGUGAGAAGUGAGAUCCAUAGAGUAGUGGGCAAAGAAAGGCUGCCCUCUAUGCAUGACAAAGUAAACAUGCCCUACACUGAGGCUACAUUGGUGGAGAUACAAAGGGCAUGUACUGUCACUUCACUGGGCCCCCCACACUGCAGCUUUCAUGAGCCCACUAAAUUCCAGGAUUAUAUAUUGCCUCCUAGAACAAACAUAUUUGCUAACUUUUACGCUGUAAACAAUGACCCUGAUUAUUGGAAGGAUCCUGAAAAAUUCAGACCUGAGAGAUUCAUAGGAGAGGAUGGAAAGUUCAAGAAAGAUGACCACGUCAUGACCUUCUCUGUUGGAAAGAGAUCAUGUAUUGGUGAAUCUCUAGCCAAGAUGGAACUAUUUCUAUUCUUCACCUGUGUUCUUCAGAGGUAUAAAGUGGUUCAACCCGAGGGUGUUGCAUUACCAUCAAUGGACAGAGUUCCUGGAAUUGCCAUUGGCCCAAAGCCUUACAAGCUGAGACUCAUCAAAGAUUAACAUUUACUUGACAGCAAAACAAUGAAUGAUUACAAAAUGCCUAUUUAUUGUACCUUAAACUGAUGUGAAAUCAUGCAUAAUGAAUAAGUAAAUAAGUUUCAGACUAGAAUACUUAGAGUGUGGCUACUCAUUGACACAAGCCUUCAACAUGGUGCAUGUACGUGCACAUCAAUAUUUUCUAUGAAUAAUCAAAAUGCUGAACUCAAAUGGUGCUUUCAUGCUUUAUUAUUUGACAUGAGUAAAUGGUUCUGAUCAGAUUAUAUCUUUUAGAAUCAUGAAUAGCUAAUGGAUAACAAUCAUGUGAAAGUGGUUGAACUUAAAAUGUCUUGCAAAAUGUAUCUUUUAUCA
Owenia fusiformis is the source of this 2207-nucleotide messenger RNA. The record is from the annotation of a GenBank genome assembly. NCBI's taxonomy places the organism in Eukaryota, Metazoa, Annelida, Polychaeta, Sabellida, Oweniidae.